GGAGUUCAAAUAAGAUGCUAAAAUUAUAUAAAAGAAAUAUUUUUGUUGCAUAAUAUCACUUCAUCAAUAUUGUAUACUGUUGCACUGAUCAUUGAGAAAACAGAUUAUAAAUAAGUCUCAUGUCAUGGCCUUAGUUUGCCCACUGGGACCAUUGUGAGAAAAAGAGAAGACCCCUUCUGUGUUUUUAGUGUGAGCAGUUCUUGGCAUGCUAUAGGUUACGGUUACAUAAAUGUGUUGAUGCUGGUGGUAGUAAAAUAAUAUGCACUAUAAGUGAACUUGUGGCUUCUCUACGUCGUGACAUCACUUGAAACUGCAAUGCUGUCGCUUUUAUAAGGCAGCUCACUCAAGCGACCACUGGACAAUUACAAGAUGAUCUCAGGACCUGUUUAGAAAAGCCAUUGAAUAUAUAUAUAGCAGUCUUGAUUGUUACAUAUCCAAGUGUGCACAUGGGGAAAUAUGCAUCUGCAUCCAAGCCGUACCAGGGAGUGAGAGUCAAAGACCCCGUCAAGGAGCUGCUUCGCAGAAAGCGAGGAAACGGAACGAGACCGGCCCCCCUCACCACCACAAUGAUGGUUGCCAACAACACUUUGCCUUCAUACACACAUGCUGGGACUUUCACAGAAGCCACUCAGACUGGCCUCAAUGAUUCGGUGAUGGAUGUCGGGGGGCUCUGCACUGGAUGGAUCGCCCAGACCACCAGCACGACUGCUCUACAGCCUCUAAGUCACUGGUCUCCAACAGACUGCCAACAGCAGGACCCCACCCUCCACUCCCACACGGCUGAUAUGUACGUUCAGCCGAUCUGUCCCAGUUACACCGUGGUGGGCCCUUCCUCCAUGUUUACCUUAGGACACACGCCUCUCUUCACCAACCUUGGGGCCGUGAGCACCUCCAACUCAACUCUGCCUCAGGUAGAGGUCCCAGACUUAACUUACAUUCCAUGGGCCCAGUCAUUAUCUACGAUCUCUUGCCCCGUCAUGCAGGCACCGUCAAUGCCAACAGCACUAUCUGGCCCCCAGCUCUUCCCUGUGCCCCUGACUUUGCCUGUAUUCUCGCCAGAACCAGAGCAGGAAAAGCCCCCGCAGGCCCCUGAGGGGUCUCUAGCCCUUGAGAAACUGCUGGAAGAAGAUGAGGGCCACAAAGAAACCUACAUCUGCAACCCCUCACUGUUUUCAGAGGAUAUUUAGGAUAUUAAUGCAUUAGCAUUUGUCCAGCUUCUUUUUUAAUUUAGGGCGAGUGUAGAUCAACAGUUGGGCAGUUGUUUAAGAUAGUUUAAGAUAAUGUUUUAGCUGUUUUUGUUAAGCUGCAAAUAUCAAACCAUGCUGUCUUAUAUAAUAGCUUAUUACAGUUUUUCUCAGUUGUUUUGUUGCAUUUCUCAGAUCAUCUUUAUCAUUUACAAAUCAGUACAGUGGGUGCACCCCUCUAGGAAUUACUUGCCAGAACCUGAAACUUAUCCUCUCAAAAGUAAAUAUUUAUAUCGAGUUUCUUAAAAGCAACCUGUGUGAUUAGCAACAUGUUGUUUUAUCUAACAGUGGCCCUUUAAACUCUUAAUGUCUUAUGUAAUAAAUGAAGAUGUAUUCUGAGCAUAUGCUGGUUGACACAUAAACCACACAGUACCAUGUGUCUUAUGUGAGACAGCAAAAUUUUUGAAAACAAACUUUUAGUUUCUUAUUUUAUAUCAUUCAUAUUUAUACUUAAUAUAAAAUAGGGAAGAGAUCCUCGUUGUAAUUUUUUUUCUUAGGUUUUUGCUAUUUCACACCAUAGGACACAUGUGCAGUUUAUUUGUCAACUAAACCCGUAUAUAGUAGUGGCCAGAAGUAAUGUCCAGGGGGAAUUACUUCUGGCUUUACUUCUGGAUAACCCCCAGGUUAGAUAAAACCUUCAUAAUAUAAGGACAAAACAUGAGACACAAGGUAUUUCAAACCACAGCAUAUCAAUUAAUAUUCAAAGUAGCUGUUUAUCCUCUCUUGUGGUAAUGUCUUUGCACAUGUUGUGUGUAAUUUGCCAAGCAUUCUUAAAUUCCUCUCAUAGCUGAGCUGUUGUCUAUACUCUUGACAAACCCAUAUGCAACAUGCAUACAAUUUUUAUAUACAUAUUUGAUCAAAUAUUUAAAUAAAGAUCAAAGAUGACAACUGUUCAAAGGUAGAUAUCACUUUUGGUCACUACGGUAUUUUAAUCAUAUGGGUAUUCUCUCAACAGAUAUUGUUCUGGCUUUUGAUGAAACUAGUAACUUUGUGUUAGCACCUGUUGUAUUAUUGCUCCUGUAUGACAUAUCGCUUAUUGCUCCCUGAACUCUCUGUAAGUCGCUUUGGAUAAAAGCGUCAACUAAAUGAGUAAUGACUAAAUGUAAAUGUAAUCAGCAUGACAAAAUACUGUAUAGGAAACAGCAGAUAACUGUAUUGAAGAUGAAGUUGAAUAAGAAGCUUUGAGAAUUUUAACCAUGAUCUGAGAAAUUCUCCAAUGCGACUAAAGACGAAAUAUGAACAAAAUAACAAAAAAAACAUGAUUCGUUAUACUAAAUAAAUGAUACUGCAAAAUGAAAAUUCUGUCAUUCUCUCAUUCUAAAAAUAAAAUAAAAAUUCUGUUAUAAUUUA
Messenger RNA from Triplophysa dalaica, 2594 nucleotides. Its product is annotated as POU domain class 2-associating factor 1. Gene Ontology annotation, molecular function: transcription coactivator activity; POU domain binding; DNA binding. The transcript has 5 exons. The record is from RefSeq and is a predicted model, not a curated record. Gene Ontology annotation, biological process: positive regulation of transcription by RNA polymerase II. Bases 447 to 1187 code for a protein of 246 amino acids. Gene Ontology annotation, cellular component: RNA polymerase II transcription regulator complex. NCBI's taxonomy places the organism in Eukaryota, Metazoa, Chordata, Actinopteri, Cypriniformes, Nemacheilidae.